This is a messenger RNA of Neltuma alba, 621 nucleotides long. RefSeq lists its product as uncharacterized. The coding region runs from base 1 to 621 and encodes 206 amino acids. NCBI's taxonomy places the organism in Eukaryota, Viridiplantae, Streptophyta, Magnoliopsida, Fabales, Fabaceae. The transcript has a single exon. The record is from RefSeq and is a predicted model, not a curated record.
AUGCCUUCAUCCUCCCGUCAAUCGCACAGAGACAACGGUUCUACCCUAAAGUGGCCGGCGCAGAUAUCACCAGCAGAACUAGCUCCACCAUCAGAAGCCCAAGCUCAUCGGUUCGGUGCCGGACGUGCACGUAACGACAAUAAGCCGGCAUGGGAGCCAACCAUACAGCCACCAUACCCAUGGGCUUCAAACAUGAGGGCAAAAGUUUUAAGCCUGGAGGAAUUAAUAUCCAAGAAUAUCAUCGUAAUAAGUGGUGACGUUCACUGUAUGGAGUGCAAGAAGCAGUUCCAGAUUGAGUACGAUUUUCCAUCCAAGUUCUAUGAUGUUGUUAGCUUCCUGGUGAAUGGUAACGACAAUAUGCAUGAUGUGAUAAAAGACUGUAAGCUGUGUGGCAGAAGGAAGUGUGUUCAACCAGUGAUCUCUGGGAAGAAGAGAGAGACGAAUUGGCUUUUUCUGUUUCUGGGACAAAUGAUUGGAUAUUGCAAUCUCGCUCAUCUCAAGUACUUCUGCAAGCAUAACAACCUUCCCACAAGUGAAGCCAAAGAUCCAUUGGUUAAGUUAGCUUAUACCGCUUUACACUGUCAAUUAGAUCAAAAAGCUUAUGAUCUAUACAAUCAAUAA